UGUUUCCUUCCUAUAUUUUACACGAAGUGACAAGUCAUGCUUUAAAAUCAGUUACGGACCUCAUAUGAAAGGAUGAGUAUUUCUGCUCCCGUUGUCUUAAAAUGCUCGGUAUGUGGACUGUAAAGUGAGGGGACUGUGACUUCAGAAACUCGUGCCAAACAAGGAAACAGCUCAAGGAGGCGAGCAGCCUUUGUGUGACCUUACAAUGAGCAGCAGAGAAGCAAAGGAGCACCUGGAGGUCUGUCAGAUCUACCGCCUGCUGCAGUACAUCCAUCAGGGAGAUGUGGAGCAAAUAGAGAAGAUGGUGUACCAUGGGGUGAAAGACCUCAUCAAUCUCACUGAGCCAAAAGACGGCGUAGGGGCACUUCACGUGGCAGUUUCAGCCAACAACCAGGACCUGGUCAGCUUCCUCCUCUCACACGGAGCUCACCCUGACAUCCAGGACAAGAAGGGUCACACUCCUGCCAUGUUGGCUGCAGAGAGAGGAAAUAAUCUCAUAUUGACUAUGCUGGCCCAAAACAAUGCUAACAUGAGGCUACAAGAUGCUGAGGGCAAAGGUGUGUUGUUCUACUGCAUCUACCCCACCAAGGGUCACAUUCGCUGCCUGCAGGUGGCACUGCAGUACAAGGCAGAUGUCAACAAUGUGUCGGCUCAGGGACUUCAUGUCCUCCAGUUGAUGUGUGAAAGAGCCGAGGAGUGCACCUCCAUGUGUCUCAUCAUGCUGAAUGCAGGGGCAGACCCGAAUGCAACAAACCAGAAAACCGGCGUCACAGCUUUGAUGGGGGCGGCUAAGGCCGGCUCACUCCGGCUUGUUAGAGCCAUCCUCAGGACAGGUGGAAAUCCCAAUGCCCUGGAUAAAAAACGCAUGACAGCAGCACACUAUGCUGCCAUGGGUGGCUUUUUUGAGGUGAUUCAGGUGCUGUCAGCGUACGCAGCAGACAUGGGUGUAAUCAACCUACAGGACUGCACACCCCUACACUACGCUGCUGCCACAGGCAAUGUUAACUGCUGCAAGUUCCUGGCUCAAAGAGGUUGUAACCCAAAACAUAAGAACCUAGAAGGUUUCCUGCCAUCUCAGAUUGCCAAAGAAUCUGGUCACAAAGCGGCAGCCUCGGAGCUGAAGAAAGCAGAGAGAAAACAGGGAAAAGACAAAAAAUCAAGCAGUGAUGGUCCCCUGUCAGACCUGUGGGCCCUGACCCUCCAUGACUGGUCUUAUGAGUAUGAGACAGAGCUACGGAAAGCCUUUGGGGACCAAUCUGAAACUGUAACCACUGAAAUGUUUAUCUCAGUGUUGGAAGAACUGAAAGCUCCAGCUGAACUCGACCAGCUCAAUACGGUCAUCGUAGCUCAUAACAAAGGUGGAGAGGGUUUUAUCAACAUCAGUGAUUUCUUCAGAGGUGUCAAGUACAUCCAAAAAAAGUUCCUCAUCUCCUCUUACAUGCCGAAGAAGAAGAGGGGGGAGAAGGGAGGAAAAGGAGGAAAGAAGAAGGGUAAAUAUGUCCUUCCUUUGCCUAUUUGCACACUCCCACCAGAGCUCAUGCCACGAAGAAACGAUGGAGGCCCCCCUCACUUUAUGAUUGAGAGCUACUUCAACUGCUCAGACCCCCUUCGUUUUGACCCAGAUCACCCUCCAGAACAUCCCAUCAUGAAUGACUCAGGGUGGUAUCUGGAAAAGCCACAAAAGAUCUUUGUUAAUAUCAACCAUUGUGUAAGAAGUGGAGACCUGGAGUCCCUGAACCUGGCAUUUAGUCAGGGUGUUCCUGUGGAUGUUAAAGAUCAGUAUUACAAGACCCCACUGAUGGCAGCCUGCACCAGUGGCAACUAUGAGGUGGCUCAGUUUCUCCUCAGUCAUGGGGCCAGUGUGAAUAUCUGUGACCAGUUCUCCUGGACGCCUCUCCACCACGCUGCUCACGCUGGAGAACUAGAACUCAUUGAGCUCUUGGUGAAAGCAGGGGCCAACAUAGAUGCCAAGGCCCUCAGUGGAGGCACACCUCUAAUGAGGGCCAUUGAAAGCUCACGACCCUCCUGUGUGGACUUCCUCAUCAAAGCUGGAGCCAGCGUGUACGCAGAGAACAAAAAAGGACAAAACUGCCUUCAUAUCGCAAGAGCUUUUGGAGAUGCCAGGAUAAUUGAAUUGGUAAAGGACAAAAUGGAUUCUUUACCAAAACCAAAGGAGACAGUGAAGGAAAAGGGGGGUACGGCUAAAAAGCCUAAAGGAAAGGGUGCUUCUGCAUCGAUGUCUGCGCGUGCUGGGGCAUCAACAGCAACAGCAGGACAAACGUCUCCACAGAAGGACUUAAAGAGUAUCAUCCUGCAGAACAACAGGAUCACUAUAGGGCAAACCAACACUGUGGAUAUCACCUUUGUGCCAAAAACAGUUUGGGGGAAACCGCCAAACACCAGCCAGCUGAUGUCAAAGAUUGAACGACGGAAAGAGCUCUUGUCCCUGGAGGUCGACUUUGACGACUUCAUGAUUCCUUUCAGCCUAAACAUCCAGAGGAAACCGCCGGAGCCUUCCAAAACCAAAGACUAGACCCAGAGGAGGUUAGGCAGAGAGACACUCAGACAUUUUAGAACUGAAUCAUGAGCUGACUGGCCAGCUGUUACAAAUAUUCACACAGGAUUGUUUGGGUUAAUUCAUUUUAUCAACAGAUUCUAUCAACAUACAGCUGGAUGUCAUGUUACCUCUUUUUUUAUGUGCAUAAUAAUUUAAGGCCUUACACUCUCAAUACAAAAUAUUCAGCAGGUUGUACAGUACUGGAUGUAUGUUUACAUAACAGUUACUUAGCAGGGUUAAAAUCUGUGUUAAGAGUCAAAAGAGACAUAUUUCCUUUAAGUGUUUCAAAAGCAAUUUUAAGAAAAGGUUUAAUUCUCAGGUACACAUGGUUUAGUACUGUUAUCCUCAAUAUGCGGCAGUGACCGGCACCGCAAUACUUAAUAAAGCUUUGAGGUCUAAUUUAACCUUUUAGCUCUUUGGGUCAGCUAGUCUUGGCUCAGAUUUUUUAAACUCUAUCAUUAAAAGAGUCAGGAACUCAUAAACUUAAUUAAUCCUCUUAUUGAUGUUGGCAUUAACGACAAACUAACCUAAACUUUGACAAGCCAAAUGAUCAGAAUACUCUUACUAAACAACUAAUACAUAUUUCAUCUCAGUACAAACACUAAAUCUAAAACUCUGCAGCAGCAGUGGAGGUACAUCUGAGGUUUC
This is a messenger RNA of Cheilinus undulatus (humphead wrasse), 3205 nucleotides long. RefSeq names its product ankyrin repeat and EF-hand domain containing 1a (gene ankef1a). The record is from RefSeq and is a predicted model, not a curated record. The transcript is spliced from 11 exons. Lineage: Eukaryota; Metazoa; Chordata; Actinopteri; Labriformes; Labridae. The coding region runs from base 206 to 2533 and encodes 775 amino acids. Gene Ontology annotation, molecular function: protein binding.